Messenger RNA from Penicillium canariense, 1095 nucleotides. Its product is annotated as purine and uridine phosphorylase. Bases 1 to 1095 code for a protein of 364 amino acids. Gene Ontology annotation, molecular function: catalytic activity. The transcript has a single exon. Gene Ontology annotation, biological process: nucleoside metabolic process. The record is from RefSeq and is a predicted model, not a curated record. NCBI's taxonomy places the organism in Eukaryota, Fungi, Ascomycota, Eurotiomycetes, Eurotiales, Aspergillaceae.
AUGGCCUCAACCCCAAUCUUCACCCCCGACGACUACACAAUAGCCCUCAUCUGCCCCAUGCCACUCGAACAAGCCCCCGUCGAAGCAAUGCUCGACGAAAUUCACCCAGACCUCCCCGUGACCACCCUCGACAAGAACAGUUACACUUUCGGCCGCAUUACCAACCAUAACGUUGUAAUCGCCGGGAUGCCAAAGAUCGGAAACAGCAGCGCAGCAUCCGUCGCGACGCAGGUUCUAAACGACUUCCGACGCCUCCGUUUCAGCCUCCUCAUCGGCAUCGGCGGCGGGAUUCCCAAUCUUUCCCACGGUGUUGACAUCAGACUUGGUGAUGUGGUUGUUAGUAAGCCCCAGGGCAUCUUUGGGGGCGUUGUGCAGUUUCGGCAGGGGAAGGUUCUCUCGCGUGGGAGAUUCGAGCGCACGGGUGCGUUAAGGUCUCCACCGGAUAUACUUUUGGCUACAAUGGGGAGGAUGGAAGCACUACAUCGGAGGGUGGAUAGUGCGAUACCGAGGCUCCUGGGGCAUAUGGUGCAGCGGUUUCCGAAGAUGGUGGCGGGUGGUUAUGUUUACCAGGGUGUUGAGAAUGAUCAGCUCUUCCGGGCGGAAUACGAACACGCUGAGUGGCGCAGAAAUUGCGAAGGAUGCGACCUAGAAGCGGUUAUUAGGCGUGGGGACCGGAUACAUUCCAACCCCGUCAUUCAUUACGGGACAAUUGGAUCUUCGGACGUUGUUGUCAAGGAUGGCCAGCUGAGGGAUAUGUUGAGGGAUGAUCUGGGGAUUUACUGUGUGGAGAUGGAGGCCGCCGGAUUACUGGAUUCUUUUCCCUGCCUGGUCAUUCGAGGCAUUUGCGAUUAUGCGGAUUCGCAUAAGAAUGAUAGAUGGCAGCCUUAUGCGGCGGCGGCGGCUGCUGCAUAUGCGAAGGAGCUGUUGUCUUAUGUCCCUGUUUUGAAUGACCCGCAACACGACCGACCGCAGCGCGGCCAUACGGUGCUAAGUGUGAGGAGUGUACGGAAUCUUGUGAAUGGGAGUGUGGCUGGAGAUGUUGUUGGGGGAGAUAAGGUCACUGGGGAUAAAGUGUGGCAGGAAUGGAGGAACUAG